Messenger RNA from Nerophis ophidion (straightnose pipefish), 2319 nucleotides. RefSeq names its product UDP-glucuronate decarboxylase 1 (gene uxs1). Gene Ontology annotation, biological process: D-xylose metabolic process. Gene Ontology annotation, cellular component: cytoplasm. The coding region runs from base 658 to 1914 and encodes 418 amino acids. The record is from RefSeq and is a predicted model, not a curated record. The transcript is spliced from 15 exons. Lineage: Eukaryota; Metazoa; Chordata; Actinopteri; Syngnathiformes; Syngnathidae. Gene Ontology annotation, molecular function: UDP-glucuronate decarboxylase activity; NAD+ binding.
CCCGCCGUCGAAGAAGAAAAGACACCAGUACAGGAAGAAGACAUGCUCCACUCGACAAAGUUACACGGAGGAAUUGAUCCACAUUUUACACCGCGAACGCGCAUUUAACUCGCAGGCAGGGCCCGUGUUUUUUUUUUUGUUUGGAUAUCAAUGGCGACACUUUGGUUUUGUCACCAGUUAGCUUGCCGUGCAAGUAUGUGAAUAGCUGGCCAGCCUGUUAUGCUUGUCAGUGUGUGGGUUUUCGCUGGACUCUGGCGUCAAUUCACUCUGCAAAUACAACAGGGAUCCUUGAAUUGUCUUUAUAGCAAAGCGACUAGAAAGAAAGAUAAUGGCUCAAAUAAAAAUCGGGCAAAUAUGACAUGUUAUAGUGCGGCGACUUGAGCACAGAUGUUACCUGCGUGUGCUACCCCUUUAGCCACGUAAACUGCUCCCGAUGACGUAGCAGCAGCACCAGCGGUUAUAUUCCUAUAUCCAUUAUAUUCACAUAUAUAUAUACAUACAUAUAUAUUAAUUGACACCCACACAGUCACCCUGUAUUGCGUAUUUGUAGCGAUAUAUCCUCGUUAUUUCGAUCCGAACUUUGCCAGCCAAGAUGCUAUAGUUGCACCUGGAUAUAGGCUUGUUGCUCCCCCUGGUCCUGCUUGCUUUUAGCGGAGGAUGAAGCGGAUCGUCUGGCUGAUAUCAGGAAUAAAUAGAAGAAUAAUGAAGCUCCUUUUCGCCCUCGCUUUGAUCACUUACAUGGCAUCUGUCUGGGGAACGUAUACAAACAUGAGAUCCAUACAAGAACACAAAGAGGUGAAGAUUGAGCAGAGGAUCAAUGAAGCUGUGGCUCCACUCCGAGAGAAGAUACGUGAUCUGGAACAAAGUUUCUCUGAAAAAUACCCACCUGUGAAAUUUCUGUCCGAGAAGGAUCGAAAGAGGAUUUUGAUUACUGGUGGUGCAGGCUUUGUGGGCUCCCAUCUAACGGACAAGCUGAUGAUGGAUGGCCAUGAGGUGACCGUGGUGGACAACUUUUUCACGGGGAGGAAAAGGAACGUGGAGCACUGGAUCGGCCAUGAGAACUUUGAGCUCAUCAAUCAUGACGUGGUGGAGCCACUCUAUAUCGAGGUGGAUCAGAUCUUUCACUUGGCUUCGCCGGCUUCUCCUCCCAAUUAUAUGUACAACCCCAUCAAAACCCUCAAGACGAACACCAUUGGCACUCUCAACAUGCUCGGCCUUGCUAAACGCGUGGGCGCCAGACUCCUCUUGGCUUCUACAUCGGAGGUUUACGGAGACCCUGAGGUGCAUCCCCAAAAUGAAGAGUACUGGGGCCAUGUGAAUCCCAUUGGUCCUCGAGCAUGCUAUGACGAAGGCAAACGCGUCGCCGAGACCAUGUGUUAUGCCUACAUGAAACAGGAAGGAGUAGAAGUAAGAGUGGCGAGGAUCUUCAACACGUUUGGUUCCCGAAUGCACAUGAAUGACGGCCGCGUCGUGAGCAACUUCAUCCUGCAAGCCCUUCAGGGAGAACCUCUCACUGUCUAUGGCACCGGUUCCCAAACAAGAGCCUUCCAGUAUGUGAGUGACCUGGUGAACGGCCUGGUGCUGUUGAUGAACAGUAACAUCAGCAGUCCUGUUAAUCUGGGUAAUCCAGAGGAGCACACCAUACUGGAGUUUGCUCAGCUCAUCAAAAGUCUUGUCGUGAGCCAAAGUCAUAUCCAGUUCCUACCCGAGGCCCAGGAUGACCCACAGAGGCGAAGACCCGACAUUCGAAAAGCCAAAACGAUGCUCGGCUGGGAGCCAGUGGUGCCCCUGGAAGAGGGUCUGAACAAAACCAUCCAGUACUUCAGCAGGGAACUGGAGCACCAGGCCAACAACCAGUACAUUCCCAAACCCAAAGCGGCCCGCAUGAAGAAAGGUCGACCUAGACACAACUAAACACGCGGACCUAUGUUUUUGCCAAGGUGCAUUCUGGGAUAUUUAUUUUGGAGAAGAAGAAGACUUUUGAUUGUCCUGUUGCCUUGAUGAAGAGCUGCAAGUUGCACUGUAAGGCGCCAAAACAAGCCUGAAUCCGAUUAUUUAAAACACAGCCUAUGCUAUCUUUUUUUUUUGGUUUGUUUUGGGUUGAAUUUGUACUUCCGCUAUUUAAAUCUCUUGCAGCGCUUCAGUGCUUUGUGUUCUUCUUAAUAGAUUUAUUUGGAGACGAGACGAUUAGCACGUUUCCUGGCGAAAGAGAGACUGUCACUGUGACAUCGUUGCUUCACUUUGGGGAACAGCUCACGUCAGGAUGUGCAUUAUGCGUAUCAGGUGAUGAUGCUAUUUUAAUAAAAAUAUUUACAAGAA